GAAAUGAGUGGAAUUGGAAGAGGUAAAGGUCUUGAACGAUCAGGCCCUAUGAUUAGAAACCGAAAGGUUUUACAAGACAACAUCCACGGUAUCACGAAGCCAGCUAUUCGUAGACUUGCCAGAAGAGGAGGUGUUAAGAGAAUUUCUGCCGCCAUAUAUGAAGAAGUAAGAAGUGUGCUUCGAUCAUUCUUAGAGAAUGUUGUCCGUGACGCUGUUACCUAUACUGAACACGCCAAGAGAAAGACUGUCACUGCUAUGGACGUCGUUUAUGCCCUUAAACGUCAAGGUAGAACACUUUACGGUUUUGGUGCUUAA
Molecule: messenger RNA, 315 nt
Organism: Dermatophagoides pteronyssinus (European house dust mite)
Lineage: Eukaryota; Metazoa; Arthropoda; Arachnida; Sarcoptiformes; Pyroglyphidae
Product: histone H4-like
Source: RefSeq, a predicted model, not a curated record